UUUGGGGUGAGUGAAGGACGCCGGUUGGGUACCCGCUUACUAGUGUGGGUUUGGGUCUCCUCCCGUGGCUCUGCUGCCACAGGUGCCGUUCUUUGGGUCCCCAGGUGGAGUUGUGGUUACCGUUUGGGGGAAACCCCUGUCACCAGCGCUCUGCAGCCAGGACUCUUUGGGAGGGAAACCCCUGCGAGGGGCGUGGAGGAGGGGAGUGCGCUGUGUGGCCGGACGGAGUUGGGCCUGGAGUCCCCGCGAGGAGCCGACUGUCGGUACCCCUUGUCCAGGGUCAUUUCUGGGAGUCUGGGUCAGUGCCUCUCGGCGUUUGGAGACUGGGGAUUCUUGGCUCACAGUCACAGACAAGCCUUGAAAAUGAGAGCCGUUAAAUUUUGCUCCGCCUGGAGACAAGGUCGGUACCAAGGUCUUUAAAUUACUAUUGAAGUACUGGAAAAUAGCCCGAAUUUUGGAGUGAGACUGCCUCGUUCGAAUCCUGCCUUUGCCACUUAUUGGCUGUGUGACUUGGCCAGUCCCUUAACCUCUCUGUGGCCUGAUUUUAGUGCUUUGUAAAAUGGGGAUAAUGAUAUUCCCUAAUUCAUUGGGUGGUUGUGAGAAUUAAAUGAGUAAAUAUGUGUAAAGUCCUUAAAAUAGUACCAGGCACAGAGUAAGCACCAUUUAAAGAUUUGCUAUCAUUAUUAUUAUUACGACUAUUAUUUAUAUAACUAUGUGAAAUAUUAUCUUUAUCAUGGUGCCUGGCUUUUGAUGCUGUUUCUUUAAAUUUUAGUGUCAUUUGUCAAUUCUCUUUGUAAGGCUAUUUCCUAUAUUUUAGUAGGAAAAAAUAUGAUACUCUUAAGAAGAGCCUUUCCCAAAGCAAAAACCCAAACUGAUUUGUGUUUUGUGUUGUGAUGCUCAAAUUCACAGUGGCUUCCAGGCUUGGGGGUGCCUUUUCCUUGGCUUUCCUGAUUCAAGAGGAGCAAGAGAGGUUUUUAACAGUCAAGAACUAGGACCCCUGGUGUGAGCAAACAUCCUGGGUCCUUCACAGUCUAGAGAUCUGCCAGCUCUUUAGGGAAAGAUUGGUAGCACUUAGUAGAGCACUUAGAAAGAUAGUAAGCACUCAGUAAUAACGAGGGCCUGAGCUAUGGCAAUAGCAGUGAGAAUGGAGGAAAGGGAACAGAUCUGAGAGACAUUCCAGGGGUAGAAUAGAUUGGACCAGGUGAUCCAAUGUGACAACUGAAUGAGAAGGGUCAAAGAUGAUUCCAGGGAAACCCGGCGGGUGGCGCUGCUGUUUCUAGAGAAUGCCAUACUGGGGAAGGAGUAGAUUAGGAGGGAAGAAAACCAGCUUGGCUUUGAACACAUUCGAAGUAGGCUAAGCCCUACUUCCAGCUGAGUGUCAAUUUCAUGGCAAGCCUCACAACAAAGAUCAAUGGGAGCCUCACCAGCAGGUAACCAGGGUUGAAAGAAUUAGUUAACCAGGGUUGAGAGAUUCAGUUCUAUUUCUUGUAAUCCAGAGCUUGCCCUCCUUUCUUUCUCUUUCCCCUAACUUUGGUGUCUUGACAGCAGAUAACUGGUUGCUCUCAAUUCUGACUCUUGGCAACCCCACGUUUCAGAGUAGAACUGCACUCCAUAGGGUUUUCAAUGGCUGUACUCUUACGUAAGUAGAUCGCUUUUCUUCUGGGGGGCUGCUGGGUGGAUUUGAACCACCAACCUUUCAGUUAGUAGCUGAGAGCAAACUGUUUGUGCCACCCAGAGACCUUCUUAACAGCAGAUAAGGACCUGAUAUCAGUUUCCUAUUGCUGCAUAACAACUUGCCACAAAUCUGUCAGCUUAAAACAAUACCCAUUUAUUAUUUCCCAGUUUUAUAGGCCUGAAGUCCAGGCUGGCUCAGCCAACUUCUCUGCUUGGGGUCUUCCAAAGCUGAAAUCAAGGUGUUGGUAGGGCUGAGCUCUUACCUAGAGGCACUGGGAGGAAUCUGCUUAAAAGCUCGUUGGGGAUGUUGGUAGAAUUCAGUUAUUUGCAGUCUGAGCAUGCUAAUUCAUCAUAUUCAGAGUCUUGGGGAUUAAGGCAACAAAUCUUUGGGAGACAGCUUAGAAUUCAGCCACCCACAGACCAUGCUUGUUAAUAGGAUAGCUCUGAGCCAAUCACUGAGAAGGGCUUCCUAGCGAACACAGGAAGUGGCCUCGGUCUCCACCAAAGGCCUCCUAGCCCAAUCUCAACCUGUCUCCUGAUUAGUUCGGGAAUGGGGGGCGAAGGGAAGCGUCCAGCUCCACCCCCAUGACAUUCUUUGAGAUGUUUACUGUGGGAUUCAGGGUUGGGGUAGUGUGCAGGAUGAAGCUGCAGAGGCACUUGACCGAGGGGAGAAAAAUCUCUGCAGUUGCUCCUUCAGGGGUGUCCUGGGCCACUGAGCAUGCAGGGAGGGGACCUCUUACAGUUUCACUAGUUAAUAGCGAUUUCCCACUCUUCAGGAAUCUUCUGCAGAAAUACAGCUCCCAGCUAAAGUGAGGCCCAAGUACUGCCUUGGCCCAGGAUGGCAAGAGAAUCGAGGCAACGUGCAGCCUUGGACGCCCAGUCUACAGAGGACCAGACGGGGCUCCUGACCGUGAAGGUGGAAAAAGAGGAGGCCUCUGCCUUUGCGGAGGAGGCCCGUUUGUCCUGCAGCCCGGCAGCAGGCUCAGAGCGCUCCCGCCAGCGCUUCCGGAGCUUCCGCUACCCAGAGGCUGCAGGGCCCCGCGAGGCGCUGAGCCGGCUCCAGGAGCUCUGCAGGCAAUGGCUGCGGCCCGAGAUGCACAGCAAGGAGCAGAUCCUGGAGCUGCUGGUGCUGGAGCAGUUCCUGACCAUCCUGCCCGGGGCGCUGCAGAGCUGGGUGCAGGAACAGCAUCCAGAGAGCAGGGAGGAGGCGGUGGUUCUCUUGGAGUGUUUGGAGAGGCAGCUGGAUGAGCCGAGGCCUCAGGUCCCAGAUGGUGACCGAGGGCAAGAACUGCUCUGUUGCAAGAUGACACUGUUGACAGGAGCCCGGGGGUCACAAAGUAGCCAAUUCCAGCCGAUGAAGGCUCUGCUCAAGCAUGAAUCUUUGGGGUCCCAGCCCUUACAAGACAGAGUUCUCCAGGUUCCUGGUCUUGCCCAGGGAAGAAGCUGCAGAGAAGACACAGUGGUAGCUGCCAGGCUCAUCCCAGAGUCCCAGGGUUUGCUGAAGGUGGAAGAUGUGGCCCUGACUGUCUCCCCUGGGCGGGCACAGCUGGACUCAUCUCAGGUGAACCUCUAUAGAGACGAGAGGCAGGAGAACUGUAGCAGCCUCAUCUCCCUGGGUGGUGAAAUACGAACUAAGAUCAGGGACUUGCCUCCUGAAGAUGAACAUCUAGUACAAGAGCCUGGAGAGAUCCCAUGCCACCUGGGUGAAGACAUUGCACAGAUUCCUCCAUGUGUAGAAGCUGGUGAACAGGAGGGCAAGUUACACAGAAAGCAGAAAAAUGCCACAGGAAGUAGGCGGCACUACUGCCAUGAAUGUGGAAAGAGUUUUGCUCAGAGUUCAGGCCUGAGUAAGCACAGGAGAAUCCACACUGGGGAGAAACCCUAUGAAUGUGAGGAGUGUGGCAAGGCCUUCAUUGGGAGCUCUGCCCUCAUCAUUCAUCAGCGAGUCCACACUGGUGAGAAGCCAUAUGAGUGUGAAGAAUGUGGGAAGGCUUUCAGUCAUAGCUCAGACCUUAUCAAACACCAGAGAACCCACACUGGGGAGAAGCCCUAUGAGUGUGACGACUGUGGGAAGACCUUCAGCCAAAGCUGUAGCCUCCUUGAACAUCACAGAAUCCACACUGGGGAGAAGCCGUAUCAGUGUAACAUGUGUGGCAAAGCCUUUAGGCGGAGUUCACAUCUCCUGAGACAUCAGAGGAUCCAUGGUGGGGAUAAAAACAUUCAGGAUUCUGAACAUGGAGAGACCUGGGAAAACCAGUGGGAAAAUGUUGAGGCUUCCGUGUCUUAUAAAUGUAAUGAGUGUGACAGAAGUUUCACUCGGAAUAGAAGCCUUAUUGAACAUCAAAAAAUUCACACUGGUGAGAAACCCUAUCAGUGUGAUGUAUGUGGAAAAGGCUUCACCCGAACUUCGUACCUUGUUCAACAUCAGAGAAGCCACGUUGGGAAAAGAAUUCUAUCACAGUGACCCAUGUAGUACGUGCCAAAGGUGGUACUCAUUCCUCAUGGGACUGAAUCCACCCUGGAGCACCUCCCGAUUCCAGAAAUUGUAGGCUGGGGCUUUAUUUACCACUGAACAUCAUCAAGUGUUAGACAAUGUAGAGUCUGAUUGAGAUGAAUUAUCUUCUGUGUUCUAGAAAAACCCAUUGCCUUCAAGUCGAUUGCGACUCAUAGCUACCCUAUAGGACCGAGUAGAAGUACCCCAUAGGGUUUCCAGCGAGCCGCUUGUGGAUUCAAACUGCUGACGUUUUGGUUAGCAGUCGAGCGCUUAACCACUGAGCAACCAGGGUUCCAUGUUCUAGAAGGUGAUGGGAAAAAAAAAAACUUGUUUGAUAGGAGGUUAUGAGAAUGGUAUCUGGAAGAGGUAGGACCUAAAAUGUUUUGUUCUAAUCCGUCAAACUUAAAUGGGCUUCUAGACUGGCUACUCACUCUUAGCUAGUACUUUAUUACAUCUCCUGGGUGGAUGGUUGUGAUUAUGCUGCUCCAACUAUUUUAUCACGCUUCUACCUAUAGGCAUGGUGCAGUGGUUAUGCGCUCUGCUGCUAACCAAAAGGUUGACAGUUCGCAACUACCAGCCACUCUGUGGCAGAAAGAUGUGGCAGUCUGCUUCCAUAAAAGAUUACAGCCUUGGAAACACCAUGGGGCAGUUCUACUCUGUCCUGUAGGGUCAUUGUGAGUCAGAAUCAACUCGAUGGCAAAGGGCUUGGUUUUUUUGGGUUUUAUACCUUAAUGAAGCCUCCAAAAGUUAGAUUCGUGAGGCCUUAGACCUCUCACUGUGCCUUGCACAUAGGUGCUAAUAAACCUUUAUUAAAUGUACCAGAGAGAUUACCUUCAUAGAUUUGAAAAUCUGAUGCCAUCUAGAUUUCGGAGGAAUUUCUCACUAAAGACAUUUUUGCUUGUGUCUAAUUCUUUGACAUUCUAGAUUCUGGGUCAGUCUACCUCCUGAUAUAAAUUCUGAGAUGCUGAGCAGCUUCGUUCUCACUUUUUAGGUCUCUUUGGCCUAACCGGGUACCCCUAAAUCUACAGACACUAUCCUUUCCUCUCCUCCCACUGUGUACAGACUGUGCAUCAAGGCUAUGCCCACCAAAUGCAAACUUCCUCUGGAUCAGUGAAUUCACACUAAAUAUUUAUAACCAGUAAGUAGCAUGUAAGGUUUCAAAACUGCCUUAUUAGUGUGCAACACUUUCGGUCUUCUUAUAUAAUGAUUCCUAAAACCUGUGUGGUACUAGCUCAAUUACUCAUGUGAGAACAUUAACAAGUUCUCUAGUUAAUGCCUCAGGCUAACUACCUUUUUCUAAACACACUUUGUAGACCAUCUUUUUUUUUUUUUUCCUCAUGAUUGUCAAAAUUUCAGUCUUGUGAAUUCAAGGGAGGAAACGUUAUUGUUUAGUCAGCUUUAUGUAAAUAUUAUAUAUUUCAGAUGGAGUUGCUGCUACAGAAGUCUUUCAGGAUAACUGCUUUCCUGCAAACUUUUUUUGUUAGUGCAUCACUUCUCCUUACUAUAGAAAUGUGCUUUUGUUUUUGCAUCUAGAAACCAAGUGAGAAACCAGCAAUCCCUCCCGAUUUAUAGCAUCAGUCUAGGACUCUGGAAUUCAGAUCUAGCAAGGUUUCUUGGUCAUCUUUCACAAUUAACGGUUUAGCCAUUGUGAUAUAUUCCCGCAUGCUCUAUGUAUCUUUUUUUUUUUUUUUUUUUUUAGGAAUUGAGUCAUCACCCAAAAUUAUUUGCAGAUUUAUCCAUGCCCCUGUUUUUAUGCCAAUUGUCAUGGCUUGGUACUUCAAGGCUUUCAGGAUCUAGGGCAAUGAAAACUCUAUAGAUCACAAUGGAAUAUUGUCCCAUUUGCAACCAAUUAUGGGUAUGGCGCAGGACGGGCAGCAUUUUUUUUCCAUUGUGCAACCAUGAUUUAGGGUUGACCUGAUGGCAGCUAACAACAGGGGAAAGAAAUCUAACAAAUCCUAAUGUAAAGGAUUUUUUACAUGCACCACAGAUGGCAUCCCCUACUUGAUGAACGCUUUUUAUUCCAGGUGCUUUCUUGUAUAUUUAAUCCAUUCUCAUGGGCAUGAAAUGUGCAACAUAAAUAUUGAAUUUGUGUCUGUAUUGUUUAAUCUGCUUUUGUAAAGUCUUCACCAUAUGAUGUGCCCUUCAGAAUCCAGUAUUCAGAAGCCCAGUGGCCUGCCUGACCAUCCAGUAGGGUCAUUAAUGAAGGCCCAAGAGUCUUUGUGCUGCAGUCAGUGUUAGGCUCUACAGCAAAUUGAUGUUCAGCUUAACUGCACAGUUUCCAGUACUGUAGGUAGUUUACUAACGUAACAGUGGAUGGCUUCCUAAUGUGGGUUUACCACAUUAGAGAUGGACUGUUCCAUCAGUGAACCAUGCUUCGUUAUCAGGGCUAUAUCUUUUGUCAAGGCCCUCCAUGGGCCAGUGGUUUGGGUGAACCAGCAGAUGAUUACAUCUCUCUGCCUACCAUCUUUGUGCUGUUUGUAAAGGCCUCUGCAUCCAGACUUGGUCUUCAAAUAAAUGUGCCAUUUCUAUUUCA
Molecule: messenger RNA, 6701 nt
Organism: Trichechus manatus latirostris (Florida manatee)
Lineage: Eukaryota; Metazoa; Chordata; Mammalia; Sirenia; Trichechidae
Product: zinc finger protein with KRAB and SCAN domains 4-like
Exons: 5
Coding region: 2513-4138 (541 amino acids)
Biological process (GO): regulation of DNA-templated transcription
Cellular component (GO): nucleus
Source: RefSeq, a predicted model, not a curated record